AUGUACAAUUUUGUCAGUUAUCCAAUCGGCGGAGUGAAGCGCGGUUUUUGGAAGCCGAAUAGCACGACGGCCGUUCCUCCCCCAAUUGAUCUCCCAGAUGUGCAGCUGCAGAAUCAUUUAUGGGAGACUUAUGUCAAUGCCCAAAUCUCUUCAUGGAUAGACUGCGAUUCUGAAAAGGAAGAACUAGCUGCAUUGUCCGAGAUUGAAUUGCAAAAGGAGCUCAAUUACUGCGCCUAUAUGGGCCUCCGCAGUGCUGUAUUUCGGCUAAAACAUGCAGAUUCUCCUCGGUUAGCCCGUAUUCUUAAUCAAUGGCUAUGGACAAAGAACGUGAACCUGUGUCUGUGGAUUCUGGUUCCGACUUCAGUUGACGACCUUGUGCGGUUACCAAAUGAUGAGAGAGAUUGUUGGGCUAUUUGGGCAGAUUUUCGGAAACUUUGUUCAAACUUCUCUAGCCAAAAGCUCAUAGCCGGAUUACAUUUAACACCUGAUAUUGACUAUGAAUUUGUUGACAAAAAGCUGAUCUCUCGAUGGAAAGCGGAGCCGUUGGCGACCUUUUGUGUCGAUGUGGGUGCUUUCGUUACUUGCAAGGAUUCACAAGAAUUAUGCCUUCCGCCGUAA
Haemonchus placei is the source of this 618-nucleotide messenger RNA. The record is from the annotation of a GenBank genome assembly. NCBI's taxonomy places the organism in Eukaryota, Metazoa, Nematoda, Chromadorea, Rhabditida, Trichostrongylidae.